AUGAACAAUUAUAUUGAAAUGCCCCUAAUCCUAGGCCAUCCCAAAACAAAAGCUUUCAUCACUCAUGGUGGAGCUAACGGCAUCUAUGAGGCGAUCCAUCAUGGGAUUCCCAUGGUGGGCAUUCCUUUGUUUGGGGAACAACAUGAUAACAUUGCUCACAUGGUGGCCAAAGGAGCAGCUGUUCAACUGGAUAUAAGAGCAAUAUCAAGGAAAGACUUGCUCAGAGCACUGGAAGAAGUCCUUAACAACCCUGUCUACAAAAAGAAUGCUAUGUGGUUGUCAACCAUUCACCAUGAUCAGCCUAUGAAGCCACUGGAUCGAGCUGUCUUCUGGAUUGAAUUUGUCAUGCGCCACAAAGGAGCCAAGCAUCUGAGGCCACUUUCCCACAACCUCGCCUGGGCCUGGUACCAGUACCACUCUCUGGAUGUCAUCGGAUUCCUACUGGCCUGUGUGGCCACUGUUACUUUCCUUGUCUUAAAAUAUUGCUUGCUUGUUUACCAAAAGGCUUUGAAGAUGGGCAAGAAGAAAAAGAGGGAGUAGAGCUUUCAACACCUCAGGGAAUGGACUAAAAGCCUGUUAAGGAAGAACAUCCUAGUGAUUUUUAGCACAAUCAAACUGGGAGAGAUUCUCUUCCACAUUUUACCUAAACCUAUGCCUUUUGUAUUUUCAAAUGGACCUUACUCUUGAUUAAAAAUGAAGCAAUGUA
Molecule: messenger RNA, 706 nt
Organism: Dipodomys spectabilis (banner-tailed kangaroo rat)
Lineage: Eukaryota; Metazoa; Chordata; Mammalia; Rodentia; Heteromyidae
Product: UDP-glucuronosyltransferase 2B15-like
Exons: 2
Coding region: 1-540 (179 amino acids)
Molecular function (GO): UDP-glycosyltransferase activity
Source: RefSeq, a predicted model, not a curated record